Molecule: messenger RNA, 4572 nt
Organism: Schistocerca nitens (vagrant locust)
Lineage: Eukaryota; Metazoa; Arthropoda; Insecta; Orthoptera; Acrididae
Gene: exd
Product: homeobox protein extradenticle
Exons: 9
Coding region: 189-1511 (440 amino acids)
Biological process (GO): embryonic organ development; neuron development; regulation of transcription by RNA polymerase II
Cellular component (GO): nucleus
Molecular function (GO): RNA polymerase II cis-regulatory region sequence-specific DNA binding; DNA-binding transcription factor activity, RNA polymerase II-specific
Source: RefSeq, a predicted model, not a curated record
CGUGCUGUAGCGUAGCAACGCUGGAGCUUGGCUGAGGUGCUAGAACCUCAGUUCUUGUUAGACUUCGCGAGGGGUGGUAUCGUUGCUAUUGUGUGUAGCUCGCUAUUUUUCAGUAGCGGCGGCGGCCUGAAAAUAAGGAGAGUUCGAACAGAAGACGGUCGCGGUCAGGAGUGUACUGUCAAAAUAUUAUGGACGAUCAGAGCAGAAUGAUGCACCCUGUGACUUCUCAAGUCGGAAUGAUGCCCCAGCCUUAUGGCAUGCAACCUGUGGAUCCAAAUCACGGUGGACCAACAACGCCAGACCAAGAAACUAGGAAACAAGAUAUUGGCGAAAUUUUGCAGCAGAUAAUGAAUAUCACGGACCAGUCGUUGGACGAAGCGCAGGCCAGGAAACACACACUUAACUGUCACCGUAUGAAGCCAGCUCUCUUCAGUGUUUUGUGCGAAAUAAAGGAAAAAACAGUGCUGAGCCUGCGGAACACGCAGGAGGAAGAGCCGCCGGACCCGCAGCUGAUGCGGCUGGACAACAUGCUGAUCGCAGAGGGCGUGGCCGGCCCCGAGAAGGGCGGCGGUGCCGGGGCGGCGGCUAGCGCGUCGGCGGCGGCGUCGGGCGGGCCCGGCCAGCCGGACAACGCCAUCGAGCACUCCGACUACCGCGCCAAGCUCGCGCAGAUCCGCCAGAUCUACCACCAGGAGCUCGAGAAGUACGAGCAGGCGUGUAACGAGUUCACGACGCACGUGAUGAAUCUCCUGAGGGAGCAGUCGCGCACACGGCCCAUCACGCCCAAGGAGAUCGAGCGCAUGGUGCAGAUCAUCCACAAGAAGUUCUCUUCCAUCCAAAUGCAGCUCAAGCAGAGCACCUGCGAGGCCGUCAUGAUCUUGCGCUCCAGGUUCCUCGACGCCAGGAGGAAGAGAAGAAACUUUAGCAAACAGGCUUCUGAAAUCCUGAAUGAGUAUUUUUAUUCACACUUAAGCAAUCCUUACCCAUCUGAAGAGGCAAAGGAAGAGCUUGCAAGGAAAUGUGGAAUAACAGUUUCACAGGUAUCCAACUGGUUUGGAAACAAGAGAAUUCGCUACAAGAAAAACAUUGGAAAAGCACAAGAGGAAGCCAACUUAUAUGCAGCGAAGAAAGCUGCUGGUGCCUCUCCAUAUACCAUGGGUCCAGCACCUCAAGGGACGCCGACUCCAAUGAUGUCCCCUGCUCCCCCUGGCGGCCCCCAAGACAGCAUGGGGUAUAAUAUGAAUAUGAAUGGUGGAGAUUACAAUUCCUCAAUGUCAGGUUCACAGCCACCUUAUGCAGAUGGAGGAAUGGGCUAUGAUCCAAUGCACCAGGGUGGCCACGUCACCCCCAAGUCCGGCUCGCCUGUGCGACCUGGCUCUGUAGGGUGGAGUGGGCCUCCGCCUAGGGAGCAGAUUCCAGACUUCCCUCCUGUGCAGCCACUGCAUCCUGAUGACGAUGAAAGCGGUGACAGCAGUGACGGCACUGGUUCUGUGAAGAGGCAGAAACUCUAGGGCUAUCAUCCCUUCAAUGCAACUCAGACAACGAAACUGCAUCCCAGCUUCAUAUAUACUUACUUGCCAUUUGUUGAUUAGUUUGUGGAAGGACCUCAGUAUGAAUACUGAGUAGUGGACUAGCAGACGUUUAGUAGCUGUCAGAAACAAAAAUGAAUUUUUUUUUUUAAAAAAAAGAGGAUGUGAAAUUAAGGGCUGGAGCUGCAGUGGAUCCUUAAAGGCCUAAGCACAAUGAAUGUACUUGUGGCUUUAAUACAUUUAAUAUUCUUAAUUGUAUCUUAAUAGUCUUCAGCCUCAGCUUAGUAGAUAGACCAUCGAUUAAAUUUUAAGAGUACAUUACUGCACAGCAGUCCAGUGCAAAUGGCUCACACUUAAUUAAUAUCAAAUGGCAUGCCAAACUAAGUGCAUUAGAGGUCUUAAUUUUUAUGGUUUAGCAAAGUAAUGUAAUUUUAUAUUUACUGUUGCAGAGACAGUUGCUGUAUUCAUUUCAGGUUAUUAUACCAUUGUUGGCUGCUGUUGGUAGAAGUAAUUAAACUUUUGUUGUUGUUGUUGUUGUUUUUCCUUUUUAUCAGACAAGAGAUACAUUAAUAAUUGAUGUAGGACUCUCUCAGUAUUCGACAGUCGGUAUUGUAUGUACUAAUAAAUAUUUCACUGGUUGUUAGAUUAGAAGAGGAGAGCUUCCACUUACUGUAGUGGCAUGCAAACAAUACUUGGCUCUCAAGGCAUGGGACAGAACAAUUUUAGCACGAAAUGAAAGUUGGUAUUGUCAUUUUAUUUAUGUUUUUAAAUUUAUUUUUUUAAAUGUAUGUCUAAGGCCUGAAGGAUACAAAUUGAAAGACAACCAAAUGUGCUAAAUGUGCAUUAAGUAGAAGUGAAAAAAGGUAAAUAAAGAUAAGUCAUUCAUUUAAGAAAGGGUUUACAUCUUGAUUUUUGAAAGAUGUAGGAGCUUUUGCAAAUGGCAGCUGCAGCAAUCUAUGGAAUGUGUAUAAGGAGAGUAAGAUCUAAACCAUCAUUCUUUUUAUUAUAUUGAAUUUUUCAAUAUAACUUUAAAUUCUUAUGUUGUCUUAUGUCUAAAAUAGUAAUGCAGCUUCAUUCAAAAUCUAUGUAAGAAAAUUUCUGUAUUCAUCUAUAGUCUAUAGCCAGUUCCAAAUUGUUCAAUUGAUGUAUGAGAUAUCUGUGAAAGAACUGUAGUAGUGCAUAUUUGAAAGAAACAGUGAGAAAUUUGAAAUGUAAAACAUAUGGCUCACAGUGAAAAGAAUUUUUGUUUGUUUGUGCAAUUUCUGUAGAUUUAGACGUUAGAAUGUCAAAACCAGUGCUGUGGUAUGUGUACCACCCACUGAUAAAUUAAAAGAUCUUUCUGUCAUGCACAUAUAUCGUCAAUAUUCAGGCAUAAGUCUCUUAGUGUGGCUUGAUUGUUAUUUAUCUAUCCAGAUAAGCUUAUUUUAAUUAUUUUUGUAGGCAGCACAGGAGUAUGGAAGUCUAUUAAAAUCUGUUAUUCCAACCAAUAGCCACAAAAAAAAAGAGGCCUAUAUUGUUUUAAGGCAUAACUCCUCUUCUGUACAAUACCAGUAUAGGAUAACUUAACAGAAGAUUGCUCACCAAAAUCAUUUGAUCACUUGAGAUGCCUACUAUAUAUGUAUAUGACAAAGAUUUUUUUAUUUGGUCAGUAAUUACAUCUAUAAAAGAAAUAUUUGCCAGUACCUGAAUCUGUUGGGACAUGAAGGAUUUAGAGCAUUGGGUUGAUAAUAAUGUAAUUAUUUACCAUUAGUGAGCAACAUGUGAACUUGUACUUGCACAAGUUUUAUUUAAGUGAGCAGUGAGAGGUUCAUUUUGUGGAGUUUUUGUACAAUGAAUAGACUAUGGUUAUCAAGAGAUAUACUCUAAAAAUGAGGCAGUAUGAUGUGGAAAUUAAUAACAACUUCUUGUAUACGUAUAGUGACAAAGCAGUGUACAUAUUCUCAACUGUUGCAAAGCAUUGUACCAAAAUGCACAGAGCUCCAACAGUAUACGCCAUCCAUAUACGUAUUUUUCAGUGAAUUUGUUGGAAUCCAUAUGUAAUGUUAACAUAUCAUCGUGAAUAUUUUUGUAAGUUUUAACUUUUAGGCCUUAACCAGAUUGUGGAGAGAAGAAAUUUAGGAUUCUCAUCAGCUUUAAAAUGCCAUAAUAGAAUGGUGUAAAGUAUUGUGUUUGUAAAAUUACAGGGUUAUAAGUUAAAGGCUCAAAAACAAUUUCCUACUAAUUAAAUCUCAUUCAGAAAUUUCUGAAACAACAAAGGGCAGAAAAUUAUGACAUACGGAAAAAUAAUGGUAAUGCAGCAUUACAUUCCCCAUUUCUGUAGGAUGGAUUUCAGUCCCCUAUGUCAGUAAUACAGCAGGUAAUCAUAAUUACUUAAGGUUUAUGACUCAUAUUUACAUUAUUCACUAAAAGCAUGCUGAUUUGGAGUCAAUGAAAUAUGUAAAGCUGUAACCUCACUGCGCAGACUAACCACAAAGGAGCUGAAGUAAGAAAUUAUGAGAGCGGUAAUAAAUUGCACUGCAAUAUCUGGCAAAGCUGAUUGUUAAGUUUCUUGUGAAAGAGGUGCAUACGGCAUUUUUCUCAGUACCAUUUAAAGGCAAACUAGAAUGAAUCAUUUCUGGCCCAUAACUUUGCAUGAAAAUUUAAAUAAUAAAGUGAGAAACAGAUGUGUUUAUCGUUGCAAGGAUACAGAAUAUUAAAUUGUGUAAAAAGAAUAUUUGAAGCACCGCAACAAAACGAUUAGGAAUGUAACAUGAAACUUCCAGGGAUAUCCCAUAAUCAGAUAUGUCACUGAAUUUUAAGUAGACAAUUUUAUUGUGUUAACCAAUGAAGUUAAAAACAACACACUGUUACUGUUUGUUUUACUAAUAACAUAGAUGUGUGCUCUAAAAUAUAAUUUUAUCUGAAAUCUGCUUAUUUCAUAAAUACUUGCAUCAAAAUUUAUAAGAGGUACCUUAUUCAUGCAAAGAGUAUAUUGAGAAAUUAAUAAAAGUUCUAAUCGGGGUCCAUAUUGUUAUUUGGCGUGUGUGUGUGUGUGUGUGUGUGG